Messenger RNA from Anopheles cruzii, 618 nucleotides. RefSeq lists its product as uncharacterized. The record is from RefSeq and is a predicted model, not a curated record. The transcript has a single exon. Bases 1 to 171 code for a protein of 56 amino acids. NCBI's taxonomy places the organism in Eukaryota, Metazoa, Arthropoda, Insecta, Diptera, Culicidae.
AUGGUGUUUAUAGUCGCGUUCCCGGCCGUGGCCAUGCUGGCCAUGUUUAUCGUGCUGGUCAUCAUGCUGAUCCUGCGGUUCGGUGCACGGUGUGGUCUACGUCACCACGCCCUGCCCGACGAUCAGGAGCUGCGCGAUAAGGCGUACGAUCAGAAGGUCAGCUAUGCAUGACCCAUAUGAAUGCACCACCAGCGGUGCACUCAAGGGGGAUCGACCACAAUCCAGCUGCCAAGAUGUACCCUUCCAUCCGCCGCUGUCGCGGAGUUUUAUCGCAUUUUAUACAGUUUCUCGAAUAUUUUUCCACCAGAUAGCAUGUAAGAGACAUCGUAGAACGGCCACCGAGCGGUGGUUUUUUGAUCCGUUCAAAGUAGAAUAGUCCUUCCAUAUCCUCUCACGAGUUCCAUCCAUUAGAGUAAGAUCUUAUUUUCUCUACUAAAACAUGGAAACGUUUCCGUCCGACACGAUAGGUAAAAGCUGCAUUUUUAUAUCGCGCAACGAUCGUCCCACAAUCGAUCACAAUCUAUACUCGACACCGCCACCGUCUCUUUUGAGGUCCUUUUAAGUAACCCUUCGAGCCCAAUGUUAACCCCCCCAAACACACGCACAGCAAUAAAAGUA